CCUGGACAAGCUUGAAAUGGCGUCGUUGGUGAUGAGUAAAUUUAAACUUUAAACAAUGUCACAAACAAAACGAUAAUAGAAAAUAUCACUAUACAAAGUAGUUGAAUGUACAAUGCCUUCAGGAAAACCACGUUCAAAAGAUGACACCUGGACGACAGAUGAAUUAUCUAGAGCCCUUAAGGGAAACCGGGAUGACUUGGAGAGGAAGAGACAUCGCCGCGAUGCAGAUGAGAAGCACCGACACCAUGACGACGAUGAAGGAAGAGAUCGCCGGAGACGUAAAGAUGAACUGAACGGCCAUGACGCCCGGCGACGCCCACCUGUCGAUGACGAAAAGAAAACGCCCCAGAAAGAGAGCACCAACGACGGACGAAGAAGGCGUAAUUUUUCUCCUGAACCCGACGUACACAUCACAGAGGAAGAAAGAGAGAGGCAGAGACGAGAAAGGCGAGAGAAACGGGAGAGGAAAGAAGGAAAAACGGACGACAAACGAAGGCCAAAGAAGGAAGAGAAGCCGCUGAUUAUUAACGAUGACGGUGGCGAUUACGAUCGCAGACGUCGGGACAAAGACAACGGUGAUAAUCGGAAACACCGGGACCGGAGAGAGGACGAAGUGAGACGGGCUGAUGAUGAAGACGAUUACCGAAAACGACACAGGGACGACGACCACCGACGUCACAGAGACGAUGAAAAUGACAGACGUGACAAGCAUAGGCGUGAAAAAGACAAGGAAUCAAAACACAAAAAAGAAAAUGGUGUAGAAGAAAAACGUGAACGACGGAAGGAUGAACGAAGAGACAAAGAUCGAGACAGACAAAGAGACAGAGAUAGGGAUGAACAAAAGGACAGAGAUCGAGAUAAACACAGGGAUAGAGAGAGGGAUGAACGAAAAGACAGAGAUCGGGAUAGACACAGGGAUAGAGAGAGGGAUGAACGAAAAGACAGAGAUCGGGAUAGACACAGGGAUAGAGAGAGGGAUGAACAAAAAGACAAAGAUCAAGAUAGACACAAACGGAAAGAUAAAGAUGAGCGAAGGAGCAGCAUAAAGGCCGAUGACGAACAAAGGAGUACAGAAAAGUCUGGCAAUAGGAGAACUAACUUGGAACAAAAGGCACCUGCACCUAACAAGCCCGACACCGAUUCCGAGCCCGACGAAGAGGAGCCUUAUUACGAGGAUGAUUUUGAGGAUUAUGAAGAAGAUUUUGAAGAAGAUGAAGAUGAAGCAGGAAAAAAGGAAGGUGAGAUGGAUGAGGUGUUGAAGGCACUGGAUGAAGAAAACAAUCGACUUCAAGUGGAGUCACAUCGGAGCAACUGGUCUGACUCGACUGAGCUUUCUGACGAGCGUUUCCGAGACACCCCUCCGAAUGCGUCACGAAGCCACACAUUUAUUAACUUUGUGUCCGCCAAAGAGCGUGUGCUGAGUCACACGAUGGCCAGCAAGACGAGGAGGCGAGCCGAGGACCUCGCGUCCAUGAUAGAGCUGGACACCGUGGCAUACGACAUGUUUGACAUGCACCCGGUCAAGGAGUACGAACUCUACAUCCGCAGCUUCGGGAGGUCAAACACAAAACAGGUGUACGUGCAGACAAACGAAGACAACCUUGACCACGAGGCCCAGACGGACGACGUGGACACGAAGGACAAGUGGACACAGAACCCGGCCGAAGAUCUCGUAGACUGUGGAGGUGAUGGCAUCGAUUCUGAAGAUGUGAGGAAAGACAUUUCCAGUGGUAAACACGUGGAGAUAGCACGAUUAGGAAUGUUCUUAGAAAGAGCAAGUCAGACUAUUGGUAUUCUGCUGGAAGAGGAACUCGAAUCACAAGAGGGAGGAAACCUGCUCAACACACAGUCCUGUAUCGCUGUCAGCGAUGGCUACUCACAGCUCGGCACCAGCAAAGUGCUGCAAGGGCGUCACGUGGUUUGUGCAUGUUUCUGUCCGAGUCAGCCAGACAUGUUACUGACAAUGCACAGUACUCCAACAGAGAAUUCUGCCAGCACUCCAGAGAGUAGGUUCGGUGUAUUGUGUGUGUGGAAUGUUGGCGAACUCUCGUCACCUCAAAAGAUUCUUGGCUGCAAUUCUCAGCCCACAUGCUGCUGUUUCAGUCCUUCAAAGGCUACCCUGGCCUUCUCGGGGAUGGUUGAUGGAUCAGUUGCUGUGUGGGAUCUCCGGGAACCAGUGUCGAUGCAUCGGGCGGUGAAAACGGAGAGCGGUCCUGUCCGCUUUCCUACCUUUAACACAGCUGGGAUAGCAGAGACUGACAACCACCACAGUCCCGUCGUGUCCAUCACACCUGUGUUCUCUGUGAUGGCCAGUUCUCAGAAAAAUGAAAAUGUUAAUGAUGUCAGUACCGGUCUUUCAUUCCAGUUGGCUACAUUAGAAGAAAACGGAAUUGUUUGUUUAUGGGUGAUUGCCGAAAUUUCGAACCCUGAUGCAGCAGGUUCCGAACACGAUCUUGGACUGGCACCGGGAGGACGUAUAAAGCUGCUGAAAAGUUCCUCAAUUACAAUAGAAAACCCUCGCAAGGAAAUUCGAGUGAAAACCAGUUUGCAUACGAGUGAGCUACAGUUAAUGCCAUCCGACCUGAAUCACUUUUACGUGGCAACGGAUUGUGGGUCCAUUGUCCAUGGUGUCAGAUUUGGAACUCGUGUUUUUCCUAGAGCUUAUUCCACUGUGACAGAAUCUCCAGUGACGGUCACGUCCAUUGAUAUUUCUCCCUUUACCACGUCGUACAUUAUUGCUGGUUGUGACGAUGGGUCUCUGCAUAUCUACCACACAAAAUUACAGAACCCGUUGAUAUCUCUGGUGGAGUUCUCGCAGGAGAAGCCCAUCUUGUGUGUGCGGUGGUCGCGCAGUCGCCCCGCCGUCUUCUAUGUGCUGGACUCCCAGUCAAAGCUGUACGUGUUCGACAUCAUUGAGCACAGCUCCGUGCCUGUACAGACCAACACGAUCACAUCGGGCAGAGUGGUUUCCAUGUGUUUAUCGAAUGACCCAAAGGUCACGGGGCUCGGUUCAGUGUCCCGCCCACCACAGAUGCUUCUUUCUUUUGACGAUGGCCGCACAGAAAUCCACACGAUCAAGAAAGAGCUUUCUGAACCACAGACUUUAGAGGAAGAAUUUCUUGAAAAAUAUGUUGACAAAUUUUGAUGUGUCAUGCAGUAUGAUCAUUGCUAUGAACAUUUGAUAAGUAUCUCCAGCAAAAUUACAGGAGUCUGAAAAAUAGAGAAAUGAAGAUGUAAUAGCAUUUGGUUUUUUAAUAAAACAUCGAGAACAGAAAAAACAUCCUUUACAAAUAUUGGAGUUAAUUCCCUUUGAUUCGUGAAUGGACGUUGAUUGAUGCAAGAAUUAUAAAACUUGUUCAAUAUAAAAUCUUUAAAAAAAAAUCCAAAAUGGUAUUACAGUAAGGAAAUUAUACAUUUGGGGGGUGAGUGUCUAGACUGGCGAGAUAAUUUUUUAGGGGGUUCAGUUCUUGCUCCCCCAGAAAACAGAAACAUUGCUGCUUUGACUGGUGGUGGGUGGGGAUGGGGAGGGGGUCAAUCAGUGUGCUGGUCUAGGCUAAAUGAUACAUUAAGAUGAUAUUCAUCCAGUACCAUAGGUCAAUCAGAAUGUAGUCCGUCCAGUAUUUAAAUUUUCAGUUUUUCUAGAUUACAGGGCGCAAUGUUUCACGAGAACCAUUAUUCUGUUUGCGUGUCGGUUACGCAAACUUCAAAAUCACAUGAACCGCCAAUCGGUUACAUGGUGAACAAAUUACGUCCUCAAAUUAUAAGUACCAUAUAUCAGUAGUCUAUUUGAAAAUCAGUUUAUUUUUUUAAAUACAUUUCAACCACUAAUGUAGUACAGAAUCGUAGUUCAAGUGUUUUGGGAUUAGGUAGGUCUAACUCAUCGGUAAUGUGAAUAUAGUUCAUGUAGCCGAACAAUCUGUUAUCCAAGUAAACCUAACAUGAACCGACUUCUGAUUACUUAAGAUUUUGAAGUAUUGUCCCCUGUAUUAUGAUGGUGUACCUUCUAAACAAAAGGAUAUUUGCACCAACAUUUUUAAAGUUGUAUGUAUGAAAGUGCCUCAGAGUUAUGCUUGUGUAAAGCAGUAAAAAUAAGACGGUGAAAAAUAUGUCAAUAACAGAAAGUUAACACCAUAUCAGUCCACUUUUACACCACCACCCAAGAAAGAUAGAAAGAAAACAAUUUCCACAUCUAAUCACUGUGUACUUCUUCAUUGAAAAGUAUGGAAACAUGAUGGGUUUAAAUAAUAGUGGGAGACUCGACACACAUCCACGCUUCCUCAUUAUUCACAUUCAGUUACAAGGAAAGUUGUGAAUAUCAUCAUUCUCAAUUCACAAGUUGUGAAGAGCAUUCAGUUGACAAAAUAACAUGGUUUUGACUUGUGAACUGGGGUAGGAUUUUCUGUCUCAAUCUUCACAACUCGUGUAAAAAGAACAUAGGGGAACGAACACAAAUUGGAUUAGAGACUGGAGUGACUAAGGCCCAGUAAUGGUUUUUGGGACUUUUAUUGCAGUUUUUCUAAGUGUUAUGUUAUGUGAGCAUGUUGACUGUAUUUUGUCCAAUGAUGAACACAAAAAUGCAAGCUUUGAUCAACCAAAAACACCUCCUCCACUCCCUGCUUCCUACGCUUGUGUAAAAGUAAAAUGCUGAAACUAUCUACCGUCCAUUAUUUAAUUUUAUUGAGUGUAUAUUGCCUUGCAAUUGUGUGAAUUUGUUGGACUUGGUGCACUUUGUUAAAAUUUAUUUCAACAUGCAUAAAUUAACAUUCCAUGCUGGUGUGUAUAGUAAAUUGUCAUAGGCGUUGGAAGCUGGAGAGGGGGUGGAGGAAAGUGAGAACUGGUACUGUGAAGCUGGAGGGGCAGUGGAAUGCAUUGCUCCUCCUCCCCCCCCCCCCCCCCCCCCCCCACCAGCUGAAAAGUGAUCUAAAUAUGGAAUUGAAAGAAUAUUGGCAUCUCCCAAUGCCUAUGGUCGUCAGUUCUUUUAAAACACAGGUUGAUUCAGAACACUCUUCAAACCACCAUAGGCUUGGUCAUAAAGUGUAAAUUAUUUAUAAUGUAUUAUCCUUCGACCACUACUGUAUAUAAUAUAUACUUGUCUGUACAUUACUUGAUAUCUAUUUAUUACAUUCUUGCAGCCGAUUAUUUUUGUGAAAAUAUUAUUGUGUAUAAAGCAGUAAAGCCGUCCACACCUUUA
Messenger RNA from Gigantopelta aegis, 5191 nucleotides. RefSeq names its product cytoplasmic dynein 2 intermediate chain 1-like. The transcript is spliced from 32 exons. Lineage: Eukaryota; Metazoa; Mollusca; Gastropoda; Neomphalida; Peltospiridae. Bases 113 to 3145 code for a protein of 1010 amino acids. Gene Ontology annotation, cellular component: cytoplasmic dynein complex. Gene Ontology annotation, biological process: intraciliary transport. Gene Ontology annotation, molecular function: dynein heavy chain binding; dynein light chain binding. The record is from RefSeq and is a predicted model, not a curated record.